Molecule: messenger RNA, 231 nt
Organism: Dentiscutata erythropus
Lineage: Eukaryota; Fungi; Glomeromycota; Glomeromycetes; Diversisporales; Gigasporaceae
Source: the annotation of a GenBank genome assembly
AUGCCAUCAAAUAAUAAUACCGACGAAAGAGAAGCACCAACAGACACCAAGGCAUCAGAAGAAGCGACAGGAAUGAUGAUAAAAAAAGGAAUAGCGAUAGUUGAAGCAGUAAAAGAAAAGAACAAAAGAAUGACAAUAGUUGAAGCAGAAUUAAUGAAAGAUAAAAUAGUUGUUAUACUUAGAAGGUUUGAUUGGAGUUUGGGUUUUAAUAUUAAAGGUGAGAUUAAGUAA